Molecule: messenger RNA, 1377 nt
Organism: Punica granatum (pomegranate)
Lineage: Eukaryota; Viridiplantae; Streptophyta; Magnoliopsida; Myrtales; Lythraceae
Source: RefSeq, a predicted model, not a curated record
UCAAAAAUGGUGUCUUCCAUUCGGAAGGCAUUUCGUCUCUUUCUUCUUUCCACAAUCAAUCAAAGCCUCUUCCCGCCGAAGGGCCAAAAGAAAUGGGCGGCGACUCCGCCUUGACAGCUUCUUCGCUCUCAGGUUCCGUGAAGGAGAACAAGAGCCAGAAGUGGGCACCGUCGCCGUCCCAAGUUUUCUAUCACUUCGGCACCAGCGGGACAUCUGUCGCUGUUGCCACCGGGAUCACUCAUCCUCUAGAUGUUCUCAAAGUAAGGCUGCAAAUGCAACUUGUUGGUCAGAGAGGUCCAUUAACUGGAAUGGGACCGCUAUUUGUUCAAGUAGUAAAGAAUGAAGGGCCGAAGGCAUUGUAUCUGGGAUUAACACCUGCAUUAACCAGAUCAGUUCUUUAUGGAGGUCUCCGUCUAGGUCUAUAUGAACCUUCCAAGUAUGCGUGUGAUUGGGCUUUCGGGUCUACUAAUAUUCUGGUCAAGAUUGCAUCUGGAGCAUUCGCAGGUGCUUUUGCCACAGCACUUACAAAUCCUGUUGAAGUGAUAAAGGUGAGGUUACAGAUGAACCCUGGUGCAAGAGAGGGAGGGCCACUAGGUGAAGUGCGUAAAAUCGUUUCUGAAGAAGGAGUAAAAGCUCUCUGGAAAGGAGUUGGCCCAGCUAUGGCCCGAGCAGCUGCAUUGACUGCAUCACAGCUGGCGACGUAUGAUGAAUUCAAGGGGAUGUUGAUGAGAUGGACGCCUAUGGAAGAUGGGUUUCAGCUACAUUUGAUCUCGAGCAUUGUGGCAGGCACUAUCAGUACUCUCAUAACUGCGCCAAUGGACAUGGUUAAAACCCGUCUAAUGCUACAGCGAGAAUCAAAAGGAGUUGGAAAGUACAGAAAUGGAUUUCAUUGCGCAUACCAGGUUGUGCUUACAGAAGGUACGAGGGCACUGUACAAAGGGGGCUUUGCAAUUUUCGCAAGACUGGGUCCACAAACCACGAUUACCUUUGUACUGUGCGAGAAGCUACGGGAGCUAGCUGGACUGAGGUCGAUUUAGUUUCUUGGACUGUGUAGCUACAACAUCAGAGCCUCUGCAACAGCAUUGUAUUUGAAACCCGGAAGGGACGAUCUUGUUAUUACAAGGUGUGGCAUGGGGGAAAAAAGUGUCCUCCCUCCUUUCAAGUGACUUGUUAUUGUCACAUUUGAUUGUCGCUCAAGAAUUAGAAUCUUUAGGAUCUUACAAAACGGCCCAUUCAGUCCACUCAGCCUUUCAUGAUUUUUAUGUAAUUCUGUUGGUAAGUUUUUUACAGGAAGGGCAUUGAAUUGUUCCAUUAUCCCUUUCUUGUCAAUUCUUCGGCUACAACUUGAGAAAAAUAAAAUUGAUGAUUUAUGCUUUU